Messenger RNA from Dama dama (fallow deer), 2683 nucleotides. RefSeq names its product O-sialoglycoprotein endopeptidase like 1 (gene OSGEPL1). Gene Ontology annotation, cellular component: mitochondrion. The transcript is spliced from 8 exons. The record is from RefSeq and is a predicted model, not a curated record. Gene Ontology annotation, biological process: tRNA threonylcarbamoyladenosine modification. Lineage: Eukaryota; Metazoa; Chordata; Mammalia; Artiodactyla; Cervidae. Bases 144 to 1388 code for a protein of 414 amino acids.
UGGCCCCGUGUUGAUGACAUCACUUCCGGGGUGGCAAGUUCAGGCUUUCCUGCGCAUGGGAAAGGGCCUUCAGUCGGCUUUGCACGGAGAGAUCAGUACUAGCUACUGUCGUUGACGAUCAAGGAAUUACCCAUACAGUAAAUAUGCUAAUAUUGAAUAAGACAGCAGGAGUCUUUUUUAAACCAUCAAGAAGGAAAAUUUAUGAAUUUUUAGGAAGUUUUCAUUUUCAUCCUGGAAAACUAUUUCUUCAUAAACUAGUAUUGGGAAUUGAAACCAGUUGUGAUGAUACAGCAGCUGCUGUAGUGGAUGAAGCUGGAAAUGUUUUGGGAGAAGCAAUACAUUCCCAAACUGAAGUUCAUUUAAAAACAGGUGGGAUUAUUCCUCCAGUAGCUCAACAGCUUCAUAGAGAAAAUAUUCAACGCAUAGUGCAAGAAGCUCUCUCUGCCAGUGAAGUCUCUCCAAGUGAACUCUCAGCAAUUGCAACUACCAUAAAGCCAGGACUUGCUUUAAGCUUGGGUGUAGGUUUAUCAUUUAGCUUACAACUGGUAGACCAGUUUAAAAAGCCCUUCAUUCCCAUUCAUCAUAUGGAGGCUCAUGCACUUACUAUUAGGUUAACAAAUAAGGUAGAAUUUCCUUUUUUAGUUCUUUUGAUUUCUGGAGGUCAUUGUCUUUUGGCAUUAGUUAGAGGAGUUUCAGAUUUUCUUCUUCUUGGAAAGUCUUUGGACAUAGCACCAGGCGACAUGCUUGACAAGGUAGCAAGAAGACUUUCCUUAAUAAAACAUCCAGAGUGCUCCACCAUGAGUGGCGGGAAGGCUAUAGAACAUUUGGCCAAACAGGGAAAUAGAUUGCAUUUUGAUUUCCAACCUCCCAUGCAACGUGCUAAAAAUUGUGAUUUUUCUUUUUCUGGACUUCAACACGUUAUUGAUAAGAUGAUAAUGCAAAAGGAAAAGGAGGAAGGUAUUGAGCAGGGGCAGAUCCUGUCUUCAGCUGCAGACAUUGCUGCUGCAGUCCAGCACACCGUGGCCUGCCACAUUGCAAAAAGAACACAUCGUGCUAUUCUGUUCUGCAAGCAGAGAGGCUUGUUACGGCCAAGUAGCGCAGUGCUGGUUGUAUCUGGAGGCGUCGCAAGUAACUUAUAUAUCCGAAAAGCUCUGGAAAUUGUGACAAAUGCAACCCAGUGCACUUUGCUGUGUCCUCCUGCCAGAUUGUGCACUGAUAACGGCAUCAUGAUUGCAUGGAAUGGUGUUGAAAGACUACGUGCUGGCUUGGGCAUUUUACACAACACAGAAGGCAUCCGCUACGAACCAAAGUGUCCUCUGGGAGUAGACAUAUCAAAAGAAGUUGGAGAAGCUGCUAUAAAAGUGCCACGAUUAAAGAUGAAGAUUUGAUUUUUGCUUUAAAAAAAAUCCCUAAAGGUUUUUAUUUUUUUGUAUAUAAAAUAUAUAAUAUUAAUUGUUCAUCAAGACUUUCUUUGUUAUUACUUUUCUUAUGUUUGAUGUUUAACCUGCUCUUCUGAGAGACAGCAAUAAUAUAGUCUUACAAGGGAGUAUAGGGCUUUUUCUAUUUAAUUAUCAAAAACCAAAAUAAAACAUCUUGUGAGGAAAAUAAUUUACUGAUAUUGGCAAGUGAAAAGAAAAAUCUUGGAAAAAAAUGUAGCAAUUCUGCUAAAUCAUGGCCCCAUGUUAACACAAGCGUAGAUCUUUUCCCACCUGUCUCAUAUCAGAAUAGUAUAAGUUCCUAUGGAAACAUUACACUGACUUUUCUAGUGAGACAGCACUUUUAGAAAGGUAGCCAGGUCAAAGUCAUGUCAACUCAGAAUUCUAGGACAAAACAAAAGGAGACUUUCUCUAAUAGAAUGUAAGUUAAUAAUUAUAAAAAUAUAUAUUAUUAGGUAUUUUCUCUGGAGCAAAUGGGAUUUAUAUACAUUUCUUAAGAUCCAUCUGAGAUUUUAAAAAAUAUGACAUGCAAGUAAUCCCUCAAGGGUAUAUUGUACUUUUUAGUUGACCACAUAUAUUUACAUUCACUAUUUUAGAAAGUAUAUUUAAUCAGUGAAGAUACAUGAGAUGAAAAAGGUUUGUGUUUUUUUGGCUUUUUGAUAAUGUCCUUUGAAUCUGAACUUUUACUGCAGUUCAUGACUUUCUUUCUGCCCAGAUCAAAGGAACUGAAUGUACUGUCCUUUGAAUAUAGGGAUGAUGCUACUAACUGCUUAAUGUCUUUGAGAGGUUUUGCUAGUAGACAUUUAUGUUACACCAUCCAUAACUGGAUCAAGUUGUUAAAAGUCCAUAGGGUCACAAAGAGUCAGACACAACUGAAGCGACUUAGCAUGCAUGCACAGGUAAGAGGCAGGUGAUUUGAUGAAUCAACCUUUCUCAUUUUACAUAUAAUUUUGAAAAAUAAAAAGAAAAUGCAAUGUAAUAAAAAUAAUCUUUAUUUUGGCCCUGUACUUAAAGAGAAAUACUGGAAAGUUUUAAGCAUGGUAGGAUGGUCUGUCUAGGCCAAGAUGCUCAGGAAAUGCCUAUGUUACUGAAUGCAAUAAUGAUCCUCAACUUUGAAGCCACCUGAAUCCAGCGACAAAGUUCAAAUUUUGCUUCUAAAGGCUUUUUUGUUUUUUUAAUGUCUACAGAGGCUUAAUGUUUCAUUGAUGUGAAUUCUUAACAAUGCUGAAUAAAUGAUCCUGGUUUUU